AAUCUGUAAUACAUGUUCCACUGUGCUUCAAUUUUAUAACCUAUAAUUUAAUAAUUUAAUGUUUUUAUUUUUCCAAAUCUUUUCCGAUUAGUAUCAGUUAAUCGAAAAGUUUAGUAGGUAAUUAUUGAGUAUAAGUAAUAAAUUUACCAAUUCUAAUUAUAAAUAAAGUAAUCUUUAAUAAACCUGUUUAAAAUUGAUUUAAAUAUGAGUGAUGGAACCAACGAAAAAGUCCUUGCCAUUCUUGAAAACAUAAAAAAGGAUCAGAAUAUUCAAGAAGAAAAUGUGACUAAUAAUUCAAUGUCUGCAAAUAAUAGUAAUAGUGAUAAAAAUAAACCAAUUGCCGGCAAACCAAAAUCAGGAAGAUUUUGGAAAUCAAAAAAAAAUAAAUUUUCGACUAUAAACAAAACAAAAGGACUAAAACAAGAUUUCCAAAAGAAAACGGCUCUACGUUUAGAACUGAAACGCACAAAAGAACUAUCAAAACAGGUCUUGGAGGAAUUAAAACAGAAAGAAGUUAAUCGUAAAGAGCGGAGACGAGAAAACAUAAAACGUUCAGAAGAGAAUAAACGGAAAGCAGAAGUGGUACAAGUAAUAACAAACACAGCCAAGUUAAAAAGAAUGAAGAAGAAACAGUUACGUUUCAUUCAAAAGAGAGAUACUAAUACUGACAUUGAAUCCAAGAAUAAAUAACAUUCUUAUAUUUUUAUCUUGGUCUUAUGGUCUUUUCAUUUCUUAAAAUUUCAGUUUAUAGGAAUAUAAGAUACAGAUUAAAAUCUUUAGUCAUUCAAAACUUUACCUUUAAUAAAAACAUUGUUACAGCUUAUAGGUAAUAAUAUGCAUUGCAUUAUGAGCCCUAUUAUUCUUAAUAGACAGGUUAUAAUUGGAUAUGUCAAUGUAAUUUCAUUUCAUGGGUCAUAAAAUUUAGGAGGAUAUGAGAUUGUUAAAUAAUUUAAUUAGAAAUUAACAGUUCAUCAUGAUUAUAAAAUGAAACCAUUUAAUAGAAUCAUCUAAUAUUUUUAUUCAGUAUUGCCAGUUAUACAUCCACAGAUACAUAUAAAAAUAUUAAAUGUGUUUUCCCAGUUUUAUGGAUAGGUAAUGAGUUGUGUGAUAAUAUUUACAUACUCUUGGAAAUGGGUGAUGCAAAUCAAUUAACAUCAAACUUAUUCUAUUAUAUUAUACUCUUUAUGUACACCAAUGAAAAUGCCUGCAUGUGACCAAUGAAUUUAUAUAUAUAAAUAUGAGUAUCUAAAAAUACAUCAAAACUAUUUUAUUAAAGUUUCAGAAACAGAAAUUAUGUAAAUAACAAAUUCUGGUAUAAAAAUUUAGUUUUAAAAUUAUAACUAAUAAAAUAUGUAAUCAGAUUAUAGUAUAUGACUGUUACCCUUAGUUACUUUCCAAUAGAAGCCUCAAUAAAAUAAUAUCACUUGUCAACAUAAAUACUGCUCAUAUUAUUUGAUGUAUUCAUAAUUUUCACAUAAUAAACUUAUAAUUAACAAUUACAUAAUACAAAAUAAUGAUCUAUAAUUUAAUUUAAAUGUAAAUAAAAAAGUUAUAAAAAAUUAAAUCACACGUCCAAGUAUACCUAUCUCUUAGAUGUAGUGUCUUAACAUGUUUCAUUAAAUUCAAUCAAAUAAUUUACAACAACAAUACAGUUGUUAUAAUAAUAACAACAAUAGUUAGUAGCUUAUUCUAAUUAUUUUAGACUAACACUUUGUCUAUAAUACUCCAUUUAACAUACUUAUAGAAAAAUCUUCAUUGAAAACAUCAGUCUAAGGCAGUGACAACAAAUGACCAUAUUGAACAAAAUUGUCAUGGUUUAGAAAACAUAUUAUAAACAUAGUGUGAAGCAAAACAUAGACAUCACAUCAACAAAUUCUAUAUGUCAUAUUUAAAACAAUCUUCUUUAGAAAUACAAAAUCUAAAAGAAAGAUUCAAAUUCAUCUUAACUUUUAACAAAAUUUGAGACUCAUAGAAAGAUCUUAAACCUACACAUCAUAUUCGAAUUGUUAUUUUGUUCAUAAGAGAAAUAAAAUAGACCUUAAUGUAUGUAAUCAAAAGUUUUUUUUAUCAGCACAAUAGCACCUCCCACAAGUCUGGCAAUAUUACCAGGAUAAUUCAUAAUACCUUAUAAAAUUUGGGAGGGAUAAAAUCUUCGCAUUUAAACUGCUGACAUCCACUUUUCUGACACUGAGUGAAAACAUUCAACAGUUUUAUGGUAUGUACUUCAUAUUUGUCACCAUACUGUUUUCUUUAAAGUUGUUUUCGAUUAGAAUACUUAGGGUCAACAUGAUAAAUGACAUUUUGGUCUAUAAUGAAAGUAGGCAGAUAUCUUGAUUUGUUCAUGUUAAUGACCAAAACAAUAUAAUUACUAUUGAGUACUUGUGAAAUAUAUAUCAUUGUCAUGGAAUAAUUUAUUACAAGACUCCUGUGCUCCGGUCCUGAUACUGAAGCGUAAUAUAUUUGUUAUGUAGAGGUUUCUUAGUUACCCUGUGCUGUAACUUUCCAAAUUAUAAUAA
Molecule: messenger RNA, 2516 nt
Organism: Achroia grisella
Lineage: Eukaryota; Metazoa; Arthropoda; Insecta; Lepidoptera; Pyralidae
Product: coiled-coil domain-containing protein 86
Exons: 2
Coding region: 205-690 (161 amino acids)
Cellular component (GO): nucleolus
Source: RefSeq, a predicted model, not a curated record